AGGGAAAUCGGGAAGUGGCCUUAAUACCACAGUCGCUACUUAGCGGACCGGAGGGCGGAGUCGGCUUCGCACUGAGGACCGCGUAGCUUCGAGCCGAGACCUGCCAGGCCUGCGCGUCCUGUUCUGAAUUCUUACCCUUAUUUAGCCCUUGUCACCACCCCCGCCAUGGGAACAGCCUGGCGGUCACUCAAAGGAAGUGGCUGCUGGCAGCUCUUGACCCGGAAUCGGAUCCUAGUCCCACCCACUCCGCUCCAGGCUUCCUUCUGCAACAGGCGUGGGUCACGCUCUCGCUCGCUCUCUUUCUGCCGCCAUCUUGAUUCCGCGCUCCCUGCACGAAAUGCCCGGUGAAGCCACAGAAACCGUCCCUGCUACAGAGCAGGAGUUGCCGCAGCCCCAGGCUGAGACAGCUGUGCUACCUAUGUCUUCAGCCUUGAGUGUCACUGCUGCCUUAGGGCAGCCUGGACCUACCCUUCCCCCUCCUUGCUCUCCUACCCCGCAGCAGUGCCCUCUGUCACCUGCUAACCAGGCUGCUCCAUUCCCUUCCCCCUCUACUAUUGCCUCAACCCCAUUUGAACUUCCUUUUCCCCAGUCAUCCUCUGGAACAACCCUACCUUUGGGAACUUCCCCUGAAGCCCCAACCUUCCUACCAAACCUAAUAGGGCCUCCCAUCUCCCCAGCUGCCUUAGCUCUGGCCUCUCCCAUGAUAGCUCCAAAUCUGAAAGGGGCCCCUUCCUCUUCAGCUCCCUUAGCUCUGGUUGCCCUGGCUCCCCACUCAAUUCAGAAGAGUUCUGCUUUUCCGCCUAACCUCCUUACUUCACCACCUUCAGUGACUGUAGCUGAGUCAGGGUCAGUGAUGCCUCUGUCAGCUCCCAUUGCUCCCCCAGAACCAAAGACUAAUCUUAUUAAAGUUCCCUCUCAGGUAGUCCCUAAUUUGAAAGGUAACCCCAAUCCUCCAGGUAUAGUCAGUGCUGUUCCUUACCACUGUGUGACUCCCUUGGCCUCUGUUCAGUCUGGAGUGGCCUCCUGUCCUCAGAUAACACCCACCACUACCGUAGCCAUCACUUCCUCUCAGAUCAAAGAUACCACCAUUUCCUCAGAUCUGACUUCUCCACAAAACCCAGGAAGCCUCAGCCUGAAGGGGCCUGUUAGUCCACCUGCUGCCUUACCUCUUGCAACUCAGUCACUUCUUUUCAUGACCUCUUCUCAAAAGACUGCGGGUCCCAACACCACCCCAGAUUUUUCCAUUUCUCUGGGCUCUCAUCUUGCACCUUUACAUCAGAGUUCUUUUGGUUCUGUCCAACCUUUAGAUCAGACAGGUUCUGGUGCUUUGUUAGACCCUACAGUGAAGACCAUUUCUACAGAUCAUUCUUCCACAGGGGCCUCUUAUCCUCCGCAGAGAUCUGUAAUUCCUCCCCUUCCUUCCAGGAAUGAGGUAGUUCCUGCUACUGUGGCUGCCUUUCCAGUGGUGGCUCCAUCUGUUGACAAAGGUCCCUCUACCAUCACUAGCAUAACCUGCAGCCCUUCUGGCACCUUAAAAGUAGCUACCUCUUCUUCAUUAUCUCCUACAGCCUCUCUCAUUCUCAGAAGCUCUCCUAAUGCCACUCAUCAUCCUUCAGUGGCCCAGAUUCCCAUUUCUUCUGUUGGAACCACCCCACUUGUGACUAACCCCUGUACUAUUGCUGCAGCACCUACUACCUUUGAGGUAGCUACUUGUCUUUCUCCUCCAAUUUCCUCAGGUCCCAUAAGCAACGUAGAACCAAAUUCCCCUGCUGCAUUGGUUAUGGCACCUGUGGCUCCCAAAGAGCCUUCUGUUCAAGUCACAACCACUCUGGGGAUACCAGUCUCUCCUCCUCUGCCAGACCCUAAAGACCUCAAAAAUCUCCCCAGUUCAGUAUUGAUUAAAUUUCCAACACAAAAAAAUCUCCAAACUGUACCUGCCUCUCCUGAAGGAGCCCCUUUCUCUCCAGCCCAGGCAGAACUCAUCACCAAGAAAGACUCUACUGUAUUAACAUUAGCCCAGGCAGCCCAAAAAAAAUCUGCUUUUUUCCAAAGUACAUCCUCUUCUCCGGAGACAUCUCUUUCUCCUGAAGCCACCCUAGCAAAGAAAAGCCUUGGAGGGCCUCUCCCUCUAGGUAGACCAGCCAGCUCUACAACCUCUCCCCUGGGUGUUAACUCCCCGGCCUCUGUAAUCAAGACAGAUUCUUAUGCAGGCCCAGACUCUGCUGGUCUGCUUCUCAAAAGCUCUCUCACUAGCCCAACAGUGGCUGCAUUUCCUUUGGAAAGUGCCAACCCUGCUGGGGUGGCUCCCACAAUUGCCAAAGGUACCUCAACUUAUACAACUACAGCCAGCCCUUUUCUAGAAGGAACUGUCUCUUUAGCUCCUAAAAACCACCCAGCUAAGGAAGGUACUUCCACUGUUAUUACUUUACCCUUGGUUCCUACAGCCUCAGAAAAUUGUCCUGUGUCUCUAUCCCCCCAGAAUACCUCUGCUUCUCUGACUACCGUAGUGCUGGCCCCUGAAAUUCCCAAGUCUGUGCCCUCACCCUCUCUUUCCCCAGCUGGGACUCCUUCGGGUACAAAAAAGGCUGAUGGUAUUUCUCAUACUUCAGCACUGGCACCUGUUGCUUCCUCUCCCAAAGGGUGUCCAACUGAAGACUCUGGUACUUCUGCUACUGCAUCUUCCAAAGGAACUCUGACUUACCUAGCCGACUCCCCAUCUCCUUCAGGGGUUAGUGUGUCUCCUCAGACUAAAAGACCUCCAACCAAGAAGGGUUCUGCUGGCCCUGAUACUCCUGUUGGAAAUCUCUCAUCCCCUGUUUCUCCAGUUGAAGCGUUACUUCUUCCAGAGAACAGUCUUUCUUUUCAAGGCUCUAAAGACUCACCAAAUGCAAAGCAUUGUCCCACUCCUCCAUCCCCCAGAGGGGCCCCUACUCCCUUGGCUGUGACUCCUCUGUCUCCCAAAGGAGUAACACAAUCCCCCAAAGAGACCCCCACUCCUUCAGCUGUGAAUCCACCCUCCCCCAGAGAGGGCCCAACUACCCCAGCCCCCAAACAGGCCUCCACUCUAUCUAUGACUUCCUCCUCCAAAAAGGCCCCAGCAACUCCAGCCCCUAAAGGAGGCCCCACUACCCCAUCCCCCAAAGAGACCCCCAUGCCCCCAGCUGCAACCUCGCCUUCCCCCAAAGGAGACCCAGCUACUCCAUCCCCCAGAGAGGCCCCCACUCCCCCAGCUACAACUCCUCCCUCCCCCAAAGGAGGCUCAGCCACACCAUCCCCCAAAGGGGCCUCUACCCCCGCAGCCAUGACUUCAACCUCUCCAAAAAGAGGUCCUGCUACCCCACCCCCCAAAGGGGUCCCCACUCCCCCAGCUGCAACUCCUCCAUCCCCCAGAAUGACCCCCAUUCCCGCAGCUAUGACUCCUCCCUCCCCCAAAGGAGGCACAGCUAGGCCAUCCCCCAAAGGAGCCCCCACCCCCUCAGCUGCGACUUCAUCCUCUCCAAAAGGAGGUCCUGCUACCCCACCCCCCAAAGGGGCCCCAGCCACAACUCCUCCCUCCUCAAAAGGAAGUCCAGAUACCCCACCUCCCAAAGGGGCCCUCACUCCCCCAACUGCAACUCCUUCCCCAAAAGGAGGCCUAGCUAUGCCACCCCCCAAAGGGGUCCCCACUCCCCCAGCUGCAACUCCGACUUCUCCAAAAGGAGGUCCAGCUACUCUACCUCCCAAAGGGGUCCCCACUCCCCCAGCUAUAACUCCUCCUUCCCCAAAAGGAGAUCCAGAUACCCCACCUCCCAAAAAGGCUCCCACUCCCCCAGCUACAAUUCCUCCCUCCCCAAAAGGAGGCUCAGAUGGCCCACCCCCUAAAGGAGCCCCCACUCCCUUAGCUGUGACUCCUCCCUCCCCAAAAGGAAGCCCAGCUACCCCAUCCGCCAAAGGAGGCCCAGCUACUCCAUCCCUCAAAGGGGCCCCCACUCUCCCAGCUGCAAGUCCCUCACCUAAAGGAGGCCCAACUACCCCAUCCUCCAAAGAGGGCCCCACUCCCCUGGCUGCAACUCCAUCCCCCAAAAGAGACCCAGCUUCCCCAUCUGCCAAAGGGGACUCUGCUUCCCCAUCAAUGAUUCCUCUCUCUCCCAAAAAGGCUCCAGCAAUACCAGUUGCCAGAGAAGGCCCAGCUACCCCAUCCAAAGGAGAUUCCACUCCCCCAGCAGUGACUCCUGUCUCCCCCAAAAAGGCCCCAGCAACUUCAGCCCCCAAAGGAGGCUUAGCUAUCCCAUCCCGCAAAGGAAGCCCAGCUACUCCACACCCAAAAGGGGUACCCACUCUCCCAGCUACAACUCCCUCCUCUAAAGGAGGCCCAACUACCCCAUCCUCCAAAGAGGACCCCACUCCCCCAGCUUCAACUCUCUCCCCCAAAAAGGCUCCAGCUACCCAUUCCAAAGGAGAUUCCACUCCCCCGGCAGUGACUCCUGUCUCCCCCAAAAAAGCCCCAGCAACUUCAGCCCCCAAAGGAGGCCCAGCUACAAUUCCUUCCCCUAAAGGAGUCCCAACUACCCUAUCCUCCAAAGGAGAUCCCACUUUGUCAGCAGUGACUCCUCUUUCCCCCAAGGAGCCUCCAGCCCCCAAACAUCCCCCCACUUCCUCUCCCAAAAAGGCCCCAGCAACUCCAGCCCCCAAAGGGGCCCCCACUCUGCCAACUAUGAUUUCUUCUUCCCCCAAAGAGGUCCCCACUACCCCAUCCUCCAGAAGGGACCCCACUCCCCCAACAGGGACUCCUCUCUCUAAAAAGACCCCAGCAACUACAGCUCCCAAAGAGGCCCUCAUUCCUCCAGCUAUGACUUUUCCUUCCUCCCAAAAGACCCCAGCAAUUUCAGCCCCCAAAGAAGCCCCAGCUACUGCAUCCUCCAAAGAGACCUCCAAUCCGCCAGCAGUGACUCCUCCCUCUUACAAAGAGGUCCUCAUUCCCCCAACUAUGACUUCUCCUUUUCCCAAAGAGGCCCCUACUACUCUGGCUGUGAUUCCUCCAUCCCCCAAAAAAGGCCCAGCAACUCCAGCCCCCAAAGAGACUCCCACUUUGCUACCUGUGACUCCUUCCUCCCUCAAAGACACUCCUACCUCCCCAGUUUCUGUCACAUGUAAAAUGGGGGCCACUGUUCCUCAAGCAUCUAAAGGGCUUCCAGCAAAGAAAGGCCCCACAGCUCUGAAAGAAAUAUUUGUUGCCCCAACUUCAGAAAGUACGCCAGUCAUCACAGCUCCCACUGGGAAAGGUCCACAGACUAAGAAGAGUUCUGCUAUUUCAUCUCCUAUGUGCCCAGAUCCCUCAGCUAACAAUGGUACCAAAGGACCUCCUUCCACAGUGGCUCCAGCCCCUCUACUCCCUGCCCAGAAAGGCUCUUCAAAGACAGCAAAAGGCAAAGAUGCUUCUCAUUUCCCAAAGGGCCCCUUGGCUUCUCCUGAGUCUCAGGCAUCCAUCCCUCUAACAACAGCUGCCUCUGAGAAAGUCCUUCCUAAACCUGAAUCAGUAUCUGUCUCUCUAGCACCCACCCCACCAGUCUCUCUGCCUCUUGCUCCCUCCCCAGUUCCCCCUCUGCUUCCUACACAGCAAUUUCUGCCGUCCUCUUCUGGGCUGGUGUUGGAAUCACCCUCUAAACCCCUAGCCCCUGCUGAUGAGGAUGAGCUGCCGCCUCUGAUUCCCCCGGAACCAAUCUCUGGGGGAAUGCCUUUCCAGUCGGUCCUCGUCAACAUGCCCACCCCUAAAUCUGCUGGAAUCCCUGUCCCAACCCCCUCUGCCAAGCAGCCCGUUCUGAAGAACAACAAGGGAUCUGGAACAGAAUCUGAUAGUGAUGAAUCAGUACCAGAGCUUGAAGAACAGGACUCCACCCAGGCAACCACACAACAAGCCCAGCUGGCAGCAGCAGCUGAGAUAGAUGAAGAACCUGUCAGUAAAGCAAAACAAAGUCGAAGUGAAAAGAAGGCACGGAAGGCUAUGUCCAAACUGGGUCUUCGACAGGUUACAGGAGUUACUAGAGUCACUAUCCGGAAAUCUAAGAAUAUCCUCUUUGUCAUCACAAAACCAGAUGUCUACAAGAGCCCUGCUUCGGAUACCUACAUAGUAUUUGGGGAAGCCAAGAUCGAGGAUUUAUCUCAGCAAGCACAACUGGCAGCUGCUGAGAAAUUCAAAGUUCAAGGUGAAGCUGUCUCAAACAUUCAAGAAAACACACAGACUCCAACUGUACAAGAGGAGAGUGAAGAGGAAGAGGUCGAUGAAACAGGUGUAGAAGUUAAAGACAUAGAAUUGGUCAUGUCACAAGCAAAUGUGUCCAGAGCAAAGGCAGUCCGAGCCCUGAAGAACAACAGUAAUGAUAUUGUAAAUGCUAUUAUGGAAUUAACAAUGUAACCAUCUGAAAGCAACUUUUUUGGUGUCUCAAAGGAGUAACUGCAGCUUGGUUUGAAAUUUGUACUGUUUCUAUCAUAAAUAAAGUUAUGGCUUCUUGUUGGAUGAACUCA
Messenger RNA from Callithrix jacchus (white-tufted-ear marmoset), 6501 nucleotides. It is a transcript of the gene NACA, whose product is annotated as nascent polypeptide associated complex subunit alpha. Lineage: Eukaryota; Metazoa; Chordata; Mammalia; Primates; Cebidae. The record is from RefSeq and is a predicted model, not a curated record. Gene Ontology annotation, cellular component: nascent polypeptide-associated complex.